Humulus lupulus (European hop) is the source of this 828-nucleotide messenger RNA. RefSeq lists its product as uncharacterized. The transcript has 2 exons. Lineage: Eukaryota; Viridiplantae; Streptophyta; Magnoliopsida; Rosales; Cannabaceae. Gene Ontology annotation, molecular function: zinc ion binding; nucleic acid binding. The record is from RefSeq and is a predicted model, not a curated record. Bases 1 to 828 code for a protein of 275 amino acids.
AUGGCAAGUGGAGGAAUGGUCCCCUUCCAAGUUUCAAUGAUCACCAGGAGCAACUAUGACAAUUGGAGUAUCAAGAUGAAUGCGCUACUAGGAGCUCAAGAUGUUUGUGAGAUUGUUGAGAAAGGCAUCAGGAGCAAGAAUAUAUGCAUUCGAGAAGAUCUCAAAUGCAACUAUGACCAAAAAAGCGUGGGAGAAACUUCAAACUUGCAACAAAGGAGUGGAGCAAUUUCUGAUUAUUUUGCUAGAGUAUUGGCAAUUGUCAAUCAAUUAAGAAGAAAUGGUGAAGACAUUAGUAAAAUGAAAGUUAUAGAGAAAAUUCUUUGCACUGUAACUCCAACCUUUGAAUACAUUACUACAAAUAUUGAAGAAAAUAAAGAUUUAGAAACUAUGACUAUUGAGCAACUCAUGGGUUCUUUACAAGCCUAUGAGGAGAAACAAAAGAUGAAAAAGAAGCAAAAGGAGACGGUGGAGCAAUUACUACAACUCAACAUGAAGGAAGAAAAUUUUGGCAAUAAUAGAGAUCAAAGAGGAAGUGGAGGUGGACGUGGACAAGUAAGAGAAGGAAUGGGUGGCUUCAAGAACUUCAAUAAUGGAGAAAGAAAUCGAAAUCCACAAGCAACAAUAGGACGCAGAAGAGGCAACUCAUGGUCAAGGAAUGAUAAAUCCCACAUCAAAUGCUACAAUUGCAAUAAGUUCGGCCACUAUGCCUCUGAGUGUAGAUCAAGGAAGGUUGAAGAAAAUGUUAAUUUCGUCGAAGACAAAGAUGGAGAAGAAGGAACAUUGCUACUAUCUUGCAAAGACAAAGAUGAAGGCCAAGAAAAUAGAUGA